CCCUCUCUGGGGGCCCCCGGCUCCAGGUCCACACCUGGAGGGCUCCCGGAAAGCGGCGGAACUCCCCGCACCGAGCGAGCGCUCACGACCCGCAGGGCAGCCCCGGACGCCUCCGCCCGCCCGCAGCUGUCGUUGCCUUCCUUAAAAGGCGGGGGCCGGGCGGCGCCGGGGGAGGGGCUGCGGCCGCCCGGCCCCCUCCGGGCUCCCGAGCAGCGCCGGCCGGCCCCGAGUGCAGCGCAGCCGCCGCGGAGCGAGGAGCGCGGGGAGCCGGCCAUGGGCAAGUCAGCUUCGAAACAGUUUAAUGAGGAGGUGCUGAAGGCUCACAAUGAGUACCGGCAGCAGCACGGCGUGCCCCCGCUGAAACUCUGCAAGAAGCUCAACCGCGAGGCUCAGCAGUACUCCGAGGCCCUGGCCAGCACGCGAAUCCUCAAGCACAGCCCAGAAUCCAGUCGUGGCCAAUGUGGGGAGAACCUCGCCUGGGCGUCCUACGAUCAGACAGGGAAGGAGGUGGCCGACAGGUGGUACAGCGAGAUCAAGAACUACAACUUCCAGCAGCCGGGCUUCACCUCAGGGACAGGACACUUCACCGCCAUGGUAUGGAAGAAUACGAAGAAGAUGGGUGUGGGGAAGGCGUCAGCGAGUGACGGCUCCUCCUUCGUGGUGGCCAGAUACUUCCCAGCUGGGAAUGUCGUCAACCAGGGCUUCUUCGAGGAAAACGUCCUGCCUCCAAAGAAAUAACAGGUGCAGCGUGACCAGAAGGUGUGAGACCUGAGCCUGUGGAUAUGAAGUGCCUCCAACGCCAAAACCCCAGCUGUGUGUCCGUCCCUGUGUGUGCGGUGCGUGUGCGCAUCUCUCGUACACACACCCGGAGACACAGUUCUGCACCAGCUCAUUCUUCCUCCAGGAAUAAGCAGAGGAAGCCUUUGCCCUGGUGGUGGUGAGCUAGACCACAAUUUUUUGGAUUUGGGGUGGGAGGGGGAAGUCAAUUUGUAAACAUGUUUUGGUUAUCUUGUAAGCAAGCUUCUUUUGUAUCUUUCUUCUAAUACCCAUCCUUGGACUUUUUUGUAUUCCAACGAUUUGUGAUGCCAAGAAGAGAAGUUCACAUCUCGUG
Molecule: messenger RNA, 1111 nt
Organism: Oryctolagus cuniculus (rabbit)
Lineage: Eukaryota; Metazoa; Chordata; Mammalia; Lagomorpha; Leporidae
Gene: GLIPR2
Product: GLI pathogenesis related 2
Cellular component (GO): extracellular region
Source: RefSeq, a predicted model, not a curated record